CAUGUUCGCAUUCAAGCUGUGCACUGUGUCUGCGGUGUGUGUGACCUGAUUUUGGGAUGGUCCAAAACGUUACACAAAGCUGUACUUACUAAAGGAAGCAGAGCAGAUUAGAAAACAAAGUGCAGCCUGCAGAGCUUUUUGCGAGCACCGUAAGAUUCAGGGGCUUCAUCUAUUCGUGAGUGUAACUGGGAAGAGUUUCAGCAUGUGCACUGAACACAGAGACCUGACGUGGACACUGAUGCUGCUGCUUCUGUCUGGUGUUCUCUGUGGAAAGUGGAACGUGGAUUAUCAACCGCUGAUCUGUGCAGUGAAAGGCUCAUCUGUUGUCAUUCCAUGUUCAUUUCAGUAUCCCCCAGCCAAGAAAAUAAAAUUUGUCAUGUGGGAUCAUGAAAACUAUGAUAUGUUAGGGCCUUUCGUAUAUGACAGUCGGUCAGCGGAUACCUCAUCAAAGUAUCAGUAUAUUGGUGACAAACAUCACAACUGUUCUUUAAGAGUAAAUCAAGUAGAGCACAAGGACGCAGGAACAUACAGAUUCAGAUUUGAAUCCAACUCCCGUGCUGGCAAGUGGACCGGUCAAGGAGGCUCAAUAUUAAAGAUAGUUGAUGCGAUUGCUGUGGUGAAAAGAACGAAUGGAGACACGGUGAAGGAAGGCGACUCUGUGACUCUGAGCUGCUCGUGGUGUGACGGUGGCGUCCCCUCGUCUGCUUUCGUCUGGCUCAAGAACGGAGAACCCUUCAGUGAAGGACCCUCGCUUUCCUUCAAAGACAUUUCCUUCGCAAACUCUGGAAACUACACGUGUUCCCUAAAGGCACACGAGGGAUCGACUUCAGGAGUCCAACAUGUCAAUGUUGAACACGGCCCCAAGAACACAUCGGUGUCUGUCAGACCGUCGACUGAGGUACACGCCGGCAGCAGCAUUACUCUCUCCUGCAGCAGCCACGCGAACCCCCCGGAGAUUUAUACGUGGUUUAGAAAAUACGAUGAACUCACUGUGAGGGUUGGAAACAAGUCUGAGCUGCACCUGAAGCAGGUUUCUCCUGCCGCUGAUGGCGAGUACCUGUGCAGCGCCACCAACAGACAUGGAGGACAAAACUCCUCUGUUGUGACUUUGAAGGUUAAAGCACACUCUCCUUACAGCACGUUUACCAGAAGCGCAAUUCUCAUCGCUACCGUUGCCGCUGUCACUGCACUUUUGUUUGUGACCGCUGUUGUGACCGCCGUCAGAAGACUCAACGGGAAAAGGACGAGAGCACCAGAGACUGAACCCGGGGAGGACGUGCAGAAUGCUGUCUACCUCAACUGGCCCGUGGUUGACAACAGUCAAGAGGGAAAUGGCUGUGAAAUUCUCUAUGCAGCUGUUGACUUCAACACUAAGAGAAAGACAAACAUGCAGCAACAGAUGGACUCUCGAAACGAUGACGAAGAAGUGAUUUACAGCACGAUUUACAGCCUGUGUGCAGGGAGCAAAACCGAACCCUUCAUACGUUGAAACUCGCUCACAAAACAACAAGCUCACGUUCGUUGCCGGGAGAGGAGUUUGAAUUAAUUUCGUCGUCAUCAUUGAUGCACCCACUGGCUGUUCAGGUGCUUUCUCCCAGCAAAUCAUAGAUGCUCUUGUGUCUUUUUUUUGGCCCAGUGAUAAUUCAUUUCCUUUUUGUAUUCUUAUGUUCCUUAUUUCAUGAAGUAAAAACUGUAAAUUUAAAAUGAAUGUGAGACAAUUCAAGUCUCUUUAUUUCUGUAACACGCCGUCAUCACGCUGUAAUUUUGAAUACAGUUUCUUCCCAAAUCUGCCUCCAUCCAGCGCCUCGCUGAUGGAUGUGCAUGGAAUAUUACACCGGCAUUAUUAAUACAGAAACAUUCAUCAUUAAUAACUAUUUAACCUUGCUUGGCAAAAUAGCUUUGACAUCCUUCCUGUACGCUGUAUCUGAGACAAUAAACAACUCUGCAAAG
Scophthalmus maximus (turbot) is the source of this 1950-nucleotide messenger RNA. RefSeq names its product B-cell receptor CD22. NCBI's taxonomy places the organism in Eukaryota, Metazoa, Chordata, Actinopteri, Pleuronectiformes, Scophthalmidae. The record is from RefSeq and is a predicted model, not a curated record. Bases 203 to 1489 code for a protein of 428 amino acids. The transcript has 10 exons.